This is a messenger RNA of Anolis carolinensis (green anole), 1166 nucleotides long. RefSeq names its product DiGeorge syndrome critical region gene 6 like. The coding region runs from base 197 to 862 and encodes 221 amino acids. Lineage: Eukaryota; Metazoa; Chordata; Lepidosauria; Squamata; Anolidae. The transcript has 5 exons. The record is from RefSeq and is a predicted model, not a curated record.
CUCUGCCCAUGCUCAGAGACCCUCGCGCCGCCCUGGAGGAGGCCUCGGAGCCGUCCCGCCUUCUCUGCCGCCGCCGCCGCCGCCUCUGCUUACCUCUCUCUGGAGCCGCCGCAGCGCCGCCGUCCGGACUCGGCUGGCUCAGCGCGAGGCCUGGGGCCAAAAGCCGGGGGCUCGCGUGAGGCCCCCCCUCCCGACCAUGGAGCGCUUCGGGCCGCCGUUCAUUUACGACGAUGCCGGGGAUGCGACCGGAGGAGUAGGCCUCGCGGGCUACGGAGGCGGAGGAGGAGGCGGUGGAGGCGACCGGACAGCCCGACAGCAAGCCCGGCAUUAUCAACUCCUCUCCGAGUUGCAGACCCUGGUCAAGGCUCUGCCUAGCUCCUGCCAGCAGCGGCUGUCCUACACCAUCCUCAGCGACCUGGCCUUGGCGCUCAUUGAUGGGACGGUCUUUGAGAUCGUGCAAGGUUUGCUGGAGAUCCAGCACUUGACGGAGCGCAACCUCUACAACCAGCGGCUCACGCUGCACAGCGAGCACCGAGCCCUGAAGCAGGAGAUGCUGCACAAGCACAAGGAUGCCCAGCAGUGUUGCAAGCCUCACAACCUGCCCUUGCUCAAAGCCGCACAGCAGAGGGAGCUUCAGGCCAUGGAGCAGCGCAUCCACGACGAGCAGCUGAUGAUGGACAAGAAGAUCGUCUUGGAGCUGGACCAAAAAGUCGUGGACCAGCAGAGCACCCUGGAGAAGGCGGGCGUCUCCGGGUUUUACAUCACCACCAACCCACAGGAACUGACGCUCCAGAUGAAUCUGCUGGAGCUCAUUCGGAAGCUGCAGCAGAAGGAGGCGCAGCCGAGGAAGCCUUUCCCUUGAGGAGGCCCUAGAGCCGGGUCCGAGCCACCUUGCAAGAGGGACAGGCUUGGUUUUCUAUUUCGAAGGAAAGGGGAACGAGAGAGAGAAGGCGGGCCGAGACAGGAAGUGCUUUUCAACAUCCACGAUUCGUACCCAAAGCCUCCAAACUCGAGCUUGACUUCUCCGAUUUCUCAAUUUGAUCUGAGCUUGAGUCUGGGCUUUGCAGUCCCAACAUUGCUCAAGGUUUAUUUCAAAGCAUUUGUUUUUGAAACAGGGUAAAAACAUGUAAUAAAAUGGACCGAAUGGCUUCAAUUCGGGGAAAAUA